CGAGAAAUGAUUCCCUAUCCACUCGCCGCCCCAGCCCGCCCAUAAUGCACCACUCCUCGGUACCCCCGGAGAUCCCGGGGACACAAGUGCCCCCCUCCGAAGUCCAUGGCCUGCGCGAACAGGUCGCCACGCUCCUCAUGCGCGACAACACGCGGUUCCCAGGCGCGCAACCCGUCUCCUUCGCACGACACCACAUCGAAGAACUCCAACGCACCGAGUACUUUCUCUGCGAGAAGACGGACGGCAUCCGCUGCCUCCUCUUCCUCUACUUCCUCGAAGACGCGGCGGGGAACUUCCAACCCCUGACGUUCCUCAUCGACCGCAAAAACAACUACUACGAAGUCCAACCACCCUUCCGCUUCCCGCACUACCGCUUCCCCAACGAUGCCGACAAAUACCUCUUCAGCACGAUCCUAGACGGCGAACUCGUGCAUGACCGCGUACCAGGGCAACCGAAACCGCGCCUCAUCUUCUACGUCUUCGACGCCCUCGUCAUCGACGGCCAGCGCGUCACUGACAGACCCCUAGACAAACGCCUCGGCUACAUGAGAGACCAAGUCUUCAAACCGCACGCCCACUGGCUCGCGCGCAACAACGGCGUUCCCCUAGGUGGCACCGAACCCUUCCGCGUCAAAGAGAAGCAAAUGUUCCCCCCUUACAGCAUCCGCGACAUGUUCGAAGUCAUCCUGCCCAAACUGCCCCACGGCAACGACGGCCUCGUCUUCACCUGCAAAACGACCCCCUACCGCUUCGGCACAGACCCACACAUUCUGAAAUGGAAACCGCCCCACGAAAACACAAUCGACUUCAAGCUCCGCCUCGGCUCCUUCCCGCUCUUCGACCCGGAGGACGGAGACGAGGAAGGGCCCAUACCGGAUUACGACGCGCCCCCGGAUCGAAUCCAGUUGCUCGUGCUCCACGAGAAGGGAAACUACCAGCACUUUGCAGACAUGUACUUCACGACGCAGGACUGGGACAUGCUCAAAUCGCUGGGCCAGCGGCUCGACGGCCGCAUCAUCGAGUGCUUCCGCGACGGCCAGGGCCGGUGGACGUUCAAGCGCGAGGACGACGGUACGCCCCGCUUCCGCGACGACAAGCGCGACGCCAAUCACAUCUCGACGGUCGAGUCGGUGCUCGAGAGCUUGAGGGAUCCCGUCACGGAGCAGGAUUUGCUGGAUGCGAGUCCCGCGAUACGCGUGGCGGUUAAGAGGAUGCAGGAGGUGGAGAAGGAGAGGCAGAGGCAGUGGGUCAGGGAGCAGAUCGAGAUGGAGAGGGAGAGGGAGGCCAAGAAGAGGAAGAUUUCGGAGGUGGAUGGCGUGGGUGUAGGCAUGGGUGCGGGUGGAGGUGCGGGUGGAGGUGCUUAGAAGGCGAGGGAUCGCCCCGUUUAUUUAUGAGGUGAUAUAUCGGGUUGUUUUGGAGUGUCUGUUGGAUUCUCUUCGCCAUUCCUCAUCGUUCUUACUUUUUACUUUUCUUUUCGGGA
This is a messenger RNA of Westerdykella ornata, 1480 nucleotides long. RefSeq names its product mRNA-capping enzyme subunit alpha. NCBI's taxonomy places the organism in Eukaryota, Fungi, Ascomycota, Dothideomycetes, Pleosporales, Sporormiaceae. The transcript has a single exon. Gene Ontology annotation, biological process: DNA repair; DNA recombination; 7-methylguanosine mRNA capping. Gene Ontology annotation, molecular function: ATP binding; DNA ligase (ATP) activity; mRNA guanylyltransferase activity. Gene Ontology annotation, cellular component: mRNA capping enzyme complex. The record is from RefSeq and is a predicted model, not a curated record. Bases 45 to 1364 code for a protein of 439 amino acids.